AAUGGCAGAGACUAUGAAGAAAGAUGCAGAUGUCAAGAAAUCUGGAGGAAACAUGUUUUGUAAAUAUAUCUUAAAGAUAAAAUAAAGCAGGAAAUACAGAAAUACAAGAUAGAAUGGCAGAGCAUGUGAAGAAAGAAGUAGAUGUCAAGGAAUCUGGGAUAACCUCUACAGUAGAGGAAACAUGUUUUGUAAAUAUACCUGAAGAUGAAAUAAAGCUGGAAAAUACAGAAAUACUAGAAGAAAACCUGGAAUACAAAUUGGAUCCUUUGCAGUCUGAACCAAAGAAAGUCAAGACGAUUAUAUACUCAUAUCCAUGUUCUCAAUGCGAAUAUUUUACAACAACAACAAGUAGUCUGCAGAGACAUGUUAAGAUUAAGCAUGAAGGAGUAAGAUAUCCGUGCCCUACAUGUGAUUAUGCUGCAACUACCGCAAAUAAUCUGAAGAAACAUGUUGAAAGUAAACACGAAGUAUUGAGGUAUCCUUGCUCUCACUGUGAAUAUGCUGCAACUACAGUAAGAUAUCUAAGGAUGCAUGUUGAAAGUAAGCAUGAAGGAGUGAGAUAUCCAUGCACUAAGUGUGAUUAUGCUGCAACUAUAGCAUAUAAUCUGAAAAAACACAUUGAAAGUAAAUAUGAUGGAGUAAACUAUCCUUGCCCUAAAUGUGAUUAUACUGCAGCUAGGGCAAGUGAUCUGAAGAAACAUGUCGAAAGUAUACACGAAGGAGUGAGAUAUCCUUGCCCUGAAUGUAAGUAUGCUGCAACUACAGCAGGUGCUCUUAAGAAACAUGUUGAAAGUCAACAUAAAGGAGUGAGAUAUCCUUGUUCUCAGUGUGAGUUUGUUGCAACUUUAGCAAGUAGUCUGAAGAAGCAUAUUGAAAAUAAGCAUGAAGGAGUAAGAUAUCCAUGCUCUCAAUGUGAGCAUGCUGCACAUUCAGUACAGGGUCUAACGAGACAUGUUAAGAAUAAGCAUUCGUGUUAGUUAUCUUUGUGUUCAAAGUUAGUUUUUAAUCAAAAUAGGAGAACUAAUGUUUUCCUUGGUUAUGUAUUAAAACAUACCAUUGCUCGGCAGGAAAUCCCUGAGAGGCAAAGGGCGUAACCCUAGUGUUUUGAAAUGAUGAUAAUAAUAAUAAUUACUCACGGAGGUCUUAAGAUAUCCUGAAAAUUAUUUGUUCCCUUAAACAUCAAUAUUUUACAGAUGACUUAGUUACUAGAAUCCCAUAAUUUUGAAGUUACACCUUUCAAGGAAAGUUUUUUUCAUUUUCCUUAAACUUUUGAAAUCAAUUAUUAUUAUAUAACUAUAUAAUAUUUACUAAACAAAACUGGUUUCAGAAAGUUACUACAAACAUGGUCCCUCUCUCAACUCAGGGGUUUCACAUCUUCUAAGAGGAGAGCUCAGGGGUGGGAAGUUUAGAACGAGAUGAUUACAUUGUGUAACACUCCCCCAACCCAUCCAAGGAACCGGGAAAGAACUGCUUCAACUCCUUGUAGAACACAAUGAAGAAAUCACAGGAGUUAAGAAUCAUAGUAGAGCAGCUCAUCAGUUGCCAUCUUUAAGAAAAAUUUAACCAGUGUUCAAGAUUCUGAGAAUAAUUGUUCAAAGUUUAACAAAGAAAAUCACUUAUUAUUAGGAAACUCGUCAAGAGUUCUCCUUAAACCAUUAACAGGCUUAAAAUCACUAUUAUAGCUGGACCCUCAACAGGCUUAACAUAACCAGGAACGCUCAAUAGCUUCCAACUCCAGAGGACUCUCGAACCUGAAAUCCAGCUCCUCUUGGAAAGGAACAGCUCUGGGAUCUCGCGGACUCCCUGCUCAUCACAGAACUAGGACCAGGCAGAGGUUCAUCAGAACAAGGAGCAUCCACUGAGGGAAAAACAGGCUUCUCCUGGUUAGACAGCUAGAUUACUUUCCUAUGAUCCAAGUCAGCCCCACACACCCCAUUCUCCAGUACAACCCAGAGUUCUAGAGAUUAUGUGGUUUUCCAGAUUAAAUGGUAGAUAUUUGUGAGAACCAAUCUACUCUGAAGAAACCGGAGCUGUCUUUAAUCAAUCUACUUUGGAGAUAUCUGAACUAUGUUCAAAUCAAUAAAUUUACUAUGGAGACAUCAGAGCUGUGUUCAAUCAAUCAAUCUACUUUGAAGAAACCGGAGCAGUUUAAUCAAUCUUUACUCUGGAGAUAUUGGAGAUAUUUUCAAAUCAAUCAAUUUACUAUGGAGACAUCAGAGCUGUGUACAACCAAUUAAUCUACUCCGAAGAAACCCGAGCUGUCUUUGAUCAAUCUACUGUGGAGAUAUUGGAGCUGUGUUCAAUCAAUCAAUUUACUCUGAUAGUUUAGAUGUCGUCAUUAUUAUGUUAAAGAAAAGUCUAAAUGUCGUCGUACUUCAGCUGAUCAGCUGUUCACGGCAUCUUUUCCUAUAAACCAGCUGAUUCAUUUCAGCAUAAAGUGUUAAAUCUUUAAUUCAGGCAACUUAUCUAAAUAAAUCUUUACUUCAGGCAACUUAUCUAAAUCUUUUGAAGAUCUUUUGAUACAUUUUAUUUUUAAUCUUGAUGAACUGAAUAUUCGUAAAUAUUGACUUUAAUAUUUUUGCAUAUUAAUGUAAUAAAUCCACCCUAAUGAAUAAAAACUUAAACUUAAUAAACAAAUAUUUGUAAAACAUAGUUAAAAUUAACAAAAAUUGUUCAUUGGAACUAUAGUAAAUAACGUCAUAUUUUUUUUAUUUUUCAUACUGAAUCUAAUUUUCAGAUAUAGAAUGGCAGAGACUCAGACAGAAGAAUUAGGUUUAGAAGAAAAAGAGAUAAAAGAAGAGAUAGUCUCCAUCAAGGAAGAAAUUCUUCCAUCCUCUACUGUAGAUGAUACAUGUUCUGUGGAUACAGAUAUGAAAGGCAACUUAAAUGACAAAUGAGUGUGUAAGUUAGAGAUAAAUUGAUUCCGUAUCAAGGGGUUACAGGUAAGAUAUCAUUUAAGCUGAUAUAACAAUUUUAAUUUUGGCGGAUUUUCUUUUCCUGGUGUUCACGACAUCUUCACCAAUAAACCAGCUGAUCUGUUCCAGUAUAUGGUGUUGAAUAUUCACUUCAGGCAAUUUAUCCCAUUCUUUUGGAGAACUUUUAAUAAAAUUUCUUGU
Messenger RNA from Eurytemora carolleeae, 3116 nucleotides. RefSeq names its product transcriptional repressor CTCF. Gene Ontology annotation, biological process: regulation of gene expression. NCBI's taxonomy places the organism in Eukaryota, Metazoa, Arthropoda, Copepoda, Calanoida, Temoridae. The record is from RefSeq and is a predicted model, not a curated record. The coding region runs from base 114 to 977 and encodes 287 amino acids. Gene Ontology annotation, cellular component: nucleus. The transcript is spliced from 4 exons.